AUGGCGAAAGGAUCCAUUCUUCCUAUCCUGACCCUGGCCGUCGCCGGAGUGCUGGCCUUUGCAGCUACCACGUACACUGCAUUCCUGCUCUCGCCGGACAACAAGCUUCGUGCUCUUGCGCAGUCGUGCAAUCUUCCGUCGCGCCAAAAGCUGCCCACCGACUUCACCAAUGGCGCACUGCCCCUGCUCGACAACACGCUCUGCACCACAAUGGGCUUCUUCAAGGCCAACACGGCCAAGCGUCUCAACGUCGGCCUAUUCUCCAUCAUGAUCGCCUUCACGCUCCCUCUUUCCUACCGCCUCUCCUUCCAGGCGGCCUCGCCCAACCGCAAGUCCUUGCUCAACUCGGGCGUCUUCCUUGUGCCUCUCAACAUCAUCGGCGCAGCUGCCGGCGUCGGCCCAUGGUCGUGCCUUUUCUACACAUUUGUGUACCUUCCUGCAGCCUACAGCUCCAUGAAGGCCUCCAAGGCCUCGGUGCUCCCCGUGCCAACGCCCUCGUCAAACAUCUACAUUGCCAACUUGGUGCACGUCCUCUUUGGUACCACCGUGGCUCUUGCCGUCUUUGCCGAUCCCGAGGGCGCUCUGUGGCACCAUGCUGCGCUCGCUAUUCAGUUUGCCGGCCUCUCCUACCUGCCGAUCGCCUGGCUCAGCUUGCGCACACCCAAGGUCAACGACGAAGUCGAAUCCCGCAGCGUCAUUCGCCGCUUCGAUGCCGAGGGUGUCAGCUACGCCUUCGAGCGUACCUGGUCGUACUAUCGCAAGAUGGCCGCCUUCUCGGCCUUCAUCUACUGGUACGGUCUCAACCGCAUCAUCCGCGGUGUCUGGGUCAACGGCGAGAGGCUCGAUGCAUUCUCGUACUUCUGGUUCGGUGAUGUCGGCGGCGUAGCACUGGCACUCAUCCUGCUCGUGGCAGCCGAGAAGACAACGUUCAGGAACAAGGACGCUAUCCACCCCGUCAGCGGAGAGCCCAGGUCGCCUCUGGAUAUCGAGUGCGACAAGGCCAUCGCCAAGGCGCCCGCUGGCUCGCCGUGGCUGGAAAAGACUACCACUGGCUUUAUUGUUGCAUCGCUCGUCGGAGGCCCAGGUUUUGCUGCGAGUAUGUGGUGGUGCAGCGGCGAGGAAGAGCUGGGCUGGAAGGCACGCAAGUCUUGGAGGGAAACCGUGGCCGUCGACGGCAAAAAGGCAAAGUAA
Moesziomyces aphidis is the source of this 1191-nucleotide messenger RNA. Lineage: Eukaryota; Fungi; Basidiomycota; Ustilaginomycetes; Ustilaginales; Ustilaginaceae. The record is from the annotation of a GenBank genome assembly.